Solenopsis invicta (red fire ant) is the source of this 8388-nucleotide messenger RNA. It is a transcript of the gene DopEcR, whose product is annotated as G-protein coupled receptor 52. The transcript has 5 exons. The coding region runs from base 485 to 1426 and encodes 313 amino acids. Gene Ontology annotation, molecular function: G protein-coupled receptor activity; peptide binding. Gene Ontology annotation, biological process: G protein-coupled receptor signaling pathway. The record is from RefSeq and is a predicted model, not a curated record. Lineage: Eukaryota; Metazoa; Arthropoda; Insecta; Hymenoptera; Formicidae. Gene Ontology annotation, cellular component: membrane.
AGACGUUGAAACGACGUAGUGAUACAGAGAACAACGACGACGAAGACGACGACAGGCGCAGAGGACGACGCGUUAUCAGCGUCUCGAGCGUCGCUACCGAUUUGUCCGGGUUCGCAGAGGAAAGUGGCGCGAGAGGGUGAACGGGGGUGUAGGAGACCGUGAGAAGCACCGGCAAGAACUGCUGGUGCACACAGUCAGGAUGCGACUGAGGAGUGAUACGGUUACAUCGAUUGUAUAUCAAGAUCCUCGAAGACGUAACUCCAGUAUCAAGGACUUAUUUGCCUAAGGACUUUAAACGUCCUUUCCAAGAGUGCGGGGUAGUUUUAAGAACGCGUACGUAGAACGAAGAAGAUAAGACGUGCAGAGGACAACUAUAUAAGCUCCUAGGAAGGUGCAGUACCUAGCAGCGAAAAGAUCGCGAAAAGGGUGAAGGGUAAAAGCAUUUAAGGGCGGGUGGGGGGAUGCAGCUCGAAAGGGUGGCGGCAUGGAGGAGCACUCGUUGGAGGCUCUCAUACAGGCGAGUCUUAUCUUCGUGGUCGCCGUCGCCAUCAUCGUCUCGAAUCUCCUCAUUAUCAUCACCUACCUCAACUUCCGCGGCCCCUCCGAGGUGAUAAACUACUAUUUGUUAUCACUCGCCUCGGCAGAUCUUCUAUGUGGUGUGUUGGUGGUUCCGCUCUCGGUGUAUCCAGCAUUGGUUCGAAGAUGGGUCUACGGAGACAUCGUGUGCCGACUCGUCGGUUACUUGGAAGUCACACUUUGGGCGGUAUCAGUAUACACCUUUAUGUGGAUCUCCGUGGAUCGCUAUCUGGCUAUCAGGAAACCAUUGAGAUACGAGACAGUACAGACGAAAACCCGAUGCCAAUGCUGGAUGGUCUUCACAUGGAUCAGCGUGGCGAUGAUGUGCUGCCCGCCCUUACUCGGUUUCAACAAACCGAUCUUCGACCGCGAGGCCUUCAUCUGCAUGCUCGAUUGGGGAAACAUGGCCGCAUAUACCAUCACGCUGUCCAUUCUCGUAUUGGGGCCGUCUGUCAUCACCAUCGUCUACACGUACUUCUACAUAUUCUCCACGAUGAGACGACUAAAGUCCGGCGUUCUAAUCCAUGACAAGGAGUACGCUACUGCGUUAUCGGAAAAUCUAAGCAAUCCGAGUCACAUUAUGUCCUUCGUCCUAGUAAUGGCUUUUUGGAUAUCAUGGGCGCCAUAUGCCGGGUUAAGGAUAUAUACAGUCGUUAACGGAUCUCCUCAGGUGCCGUUUUUACACUUUGCCGUGGUGUGGCUGGGAGUCACAAACAGCUUUUGGAAAGCGGUUGUGCUCAGCACACUAAGCCCCCAAUUCCGGUUGGCCGUGCGAGUGCUCUGUCUCACCAUAUGCUGUCGGCACAUGCGACUUCCGCCGGAACUCCUCGGCCUCGACGACGACGAUUAACGUCACAUCGACUACGUCUACGAGCAACAACGCUUAUAUCGCGUUCUGUUCUACCACGACGCGUUCUUAAGAAGUCGCUUUCACCUCUAUUCAAGGAUCGUCCUCGCAUCUUGGCACCACUCGCAAGACGGUUUCUUAAAGCUUCGCUCUCUGACACAGAAAUGAAUAAAGAUUGCAAUUGAUAAAUAUAUUAAUAUGGGUUAUUAGCUUAUGUAGUCAAAAUAAAAUAAAUGAUUUAAAUAUAAAUAAAAAGAGUACAUUUAGUGGCCAUUAAUUAACGAGAUGAAUAUUACGUGAUAUUAAGAAAGAUUUUGAGAUAUGAAAACAAUUUUUAAGCGUAAAAAUGAAAUUUUGUGGACUUUCAAGCAAAUAAAAAUAUAUAUAGUAUUAAAUUUUAUUUUAAUCACAAAAGUUCAAUAUUUUUCCAAAAAGAGAAAUUUAUAUUUUAUUAUUUAUAUUUAAAUUGUAUUUACAUAAUUGUAUAAAUAAACAUUUGUGUAAUUCAUCAUACGUUUUUCCGAAGAGAACGGCUUUUUGCAAAAAAUGUUAAAUUUUAUCCGCUUGCGAAAGAUUGAUAAAAGACUAAGAAAAAUCAUGAAUGUAAAGUACAAAGAGCAAUUUUCCCAAAUUUUGUAGAAAAAAAAAAAAAAAAAUUGGAAAGUUUUAUUAAUAAAUUUGCACUAUCUUGCUCAUUGCAAUAUCAUAGAAACAAUAUCACAAAAGUAAUUAAACAUUCUCUAUUAACUAUUAUAUUAAAACUAUUACAUUAAAUUAAGUCUCGCAUCUCACAGAUAAAAAACAUAGACAGCUUACCUAGAUUGAACUUUAUAGAUAAUCAAAAUUACAAUCAAUAUUUAGCUUGUUCAAUUUUCGAUAUAAAAAUCGCGACGGCUGAUCUAUGCGAAAAAAGAAAUAAUGCAAAGUACUUAACGAAAAAAAUGCGAGUGGUGCAACGAGCUGUGCGAAAUAUUUUGCCGGUGGAAUUCGGCGACUCCGCCGACGCGCGUCCAUUUCUUUAAAAUAAUCUCGCUUCGCUCAAACACGCUAAAGUCCGUUAAUUAGAAUCCCGUUAAUCGGGAUGACUUUCUGCGCCGUACGAAGAUAAAACGGGAGAAUUGUUCUACGGUAUUUGAAACUAAUCAUCGCCUAGUUUACGUCGUAAGAUCACGCUCAAUAAAUGUCGUAGCAAAUUAUGCGAAAAUCGUGAGUUAAUGAUUGUCGCGCAAGCAGGUUACAGAUUCAAUCAUAAAAUUGAUUCAUUAAACGACGCCGGAACAAAUGCGGGGAGAGAAAUUUAGUCAAUUAACGGAGAUGCCUCUAUGAAUGUGACGCGUCGUCGGCGACGAGUUUUGCGUCGUCGAAGUGUCGUCGUGCCCGUAGAAUAUCCUCGAUAUAAAACAAUCGAGUGCCGAGCGUGCAAACAUUACGCUUUUUUAAUGCGCUUCCUAGCCGCCGGCUUUCUACACUCUUUCUCUUUCUUGUCGAAAAGCUGCUAAACGAUAUGUGAAAUUAAAGAGUCUGCACGUUAUCAAUGCCGACUGAUUUGCUUAUCCCUUUUCUCAUUGUUAGUACGCUUUGAUACUGACAAAUAUAGUAUCGUAAAUUGUAGUAAAAUUAUUAAAAUGAUAUAAGUUAUAUGACUACUUGACUUAUAAACAUUUAAAUCUAUUAACAGCACGCUCGUAAUAAAAGAGAUAAGUCGGCAAUUGUGAGUUUGCCAAUUUACACGAACAAAAUUGGUGACAUGCAAAAUUCUAAUGUAGCUUGAUAAUUUCUAUGAAGAAUAUGAAUCUCAAAUUUUUUUCCGCUUAUUGAGUCUCGCUUUCAUAACGUGUUAAUGCGAAUCGAUCGCUCAAUUAUUCGAAUGACUGGUUUUUCGACAAGAAAAAAAAGAUGCUUCUCUUCAAGAGCUAGCUGGGCUCUCGUUGACUUUCUUGAUGAACUGCAUUAACAAAAAACCCUCCCCAUGGAAAUCAAAAUAUCGUCGUUUAAUCUAACUCUUAAUUUAGAUCACGUACUAGUUUUACGGGCAUUCUAACUCGGCGCCCACUGUAAGCUUUAUUACUAAUCUUGUACUAAACGAUAUAUACGAAAUCGGUUAAUAGAAAAUUUUUUGCAUGAGAGCGUAAACUAUUGCGUCCAAUUUUCGCACGUCUACGUGAACUAUGACAACUCGAGGCGCAAUUUCGAAUGUGUUUUGGACAGCUUAUAUACAAUCCAACUAAAGUUGAAACUAGAAUCGACGCUCUACAGAAUAGCAGAUAAAAAGAAAGGCAUAUGCUACAGAAGGAAAACUCGGUUUCGUAAAAUACUUUUAUGAAAAAGGGAAAACUUUUUGAUUGCUUAAAUUUAAAGCGUAGCGCAAUCAGCGAGUGCGAAUGCAAAACACAGACUACUAACUUAAUUUACUUGUAAUUUAUAGACAAAAGAUUUUAAUUAUUUUGGUCUAUUAAAGCAAAAUAAAAAUAGUGAAGAGAAACGUAGUGUUCGAUCAUUCUUGUAAUAAAGAAUGUAAUAAUAAAUGUAAUAAAGAAUGUAAAUGUAAUAUGAACACUGAAAUCAUAAGGACUUAUAUAUUUAUUUAAAAGUAAUUACAUUUAUUAAAUUAAACGAAAUUGUCCAUAACAAUCAGAAAAUGGAAGCAUCUAAAAUUUGUCAUUUGAUAUUGACAAAUCGUCUGUGUUUUAUAAGAAAUUAUAGGUUCCAAUACAAGAAGAAUUAGCGAACGUGAACAGAUUUUGUGACGCCUAUUACGAAUAGCAUAGAAUGCUAGAAUUAGGCGUAGCUGAACUGCCACGUAACAUCGCUAAAAUGAAAAGCGGACAAUGAAAUUUGCCAAAGUUUCUUCGCUGUGCUCCUGAAUAAUGUGCUCGCGUGGAUGUGUGGGCGCGCCCUAAUGUUUUCGAUAAAUAUUAAUUCUGUAAAUGAGAAUCUAUAUGCAAAAUCGGUGUCUAGAAAGUCUCAGCUUCUAUUUUUUACUAUAGACUCUAAUAUAUUUCAUUCAAGUAUAACUUUUCGCUAAAAAAAUUAAUCCGAUAGGAGUGUUUAAUUGCUGUUUAAUUCGUGACAUUUAAAGCGUUAAACAAGCACAAAGGUGUUUUUCUGUGAAUGAAGAAAAGCAGUCCGGAACAUCUACUCGUUACUUUAAAUACAGACUAAACACACGCUAAAAAGUAAAGCAAUUUAAAGCAAUUAUUUUUGUCACAUAGACACAUACAAAAUGCUUUUUUGUUUACGUAAGUUUUUAUAUAUAUUUUAAAUGUUUUAAAAUAAUAAAAUUUCAAUUUUUACAACUUUUUGAUUGUACAUGUUAAUAUUUUUAUCAAUUCAUAUUUAGUUCCCUUUCUUCCCUCUUCCCCUUCUACAUACACAAUUAUAGUUUUUUAUGUUUAACAUCACAACGGAAUAUAUAUUUAAAGAAAUCGAUGUACAAAUUUUAAAUUUUAAGGAUAAUUUUAUUGAAAAAUAAAAAAUGUAUUGAGGGAUUUAUUUAAUGUAACGAGAAGAUAUAAACGAUGCUUUAUGCUUUAUGGUAUCAUGAUGUCUUAAUUGUACAAUGGAAUCAAACAAAACUAUCAAGUAUUUUCUAGUUUGAGUGUUAGCUAUAUAAAUUGGCUAAAAACCCGGCUAAAAAGUAACGCAAGUUCGACUACAAUUUAAGGAAAAUUUCGGGGAAUGUUCAAACAUUUCAAUAGAUGUAAAUAAGAAUAUAAAAUCUUAUUAAGGUAUGUCAAGUCCUAUGUUUUCUUAUAUUAUCAGAAAUUGUUAUACAAGUUAUUAUCAGUACUAUAAGUAAUAGUGAUGUAAUUACAUAAUGGAAUACUUCAGCUCAACAGUAAAGACUUAAUACCACACAACCGCAUUACUUAUUGUGCUGAUAAUAAUACAAAUAGAAAUGAUAAAAGUGAGCAUAAUUGUUUCCGAUUUCAAAAAUGUUUCCCCAGAAAAAUUUCCAAUUUUCGAACUGCGAUUAUUUUUGGCUGGACUCGGCUAUAACGUGCUAACAAAUUUUAUUGCGAAUUAUCUCUUCGUACGUAUAGAAUUGCUCGUAAUUCGGUUCUUUCGUCCAGAUCCGAAUAUCUAAGCUCUACUUCUGUAUUCUAAUGUCGCCGCUGCGCAGUGGUUCGAGAUGAUUAUGUCUCAAAGGACCUUCUUCCUCUUCCCCUCCCUCUUCUCACUUUCUCUCUCUUUCUCUCUCUUGACCGAUAAAAUGUAUACUUCGCUCUCUCUCUUACUCUAUUAUUCUAGCAUUUAUGAUUAACACUAACAUCGCAAUGAACUUUUACGGCCGUUUAGAUUUCAAAAGUUCUCAAAUAUUUGAAAAACUCUUAAACUUUAAAAUAUGGCUCAAUAUUAAUUAGGUAUUGACUACAUUUUUGUUCAGUACUUCAGAUAAAAAUGUCGUUAAGAAAUUACAAGAGAUUUACAAUCAAUGAUUUAUAUUAAAUUCAAAUGAUCAACUAUAUUUUGCUUCAGACAUAAUAUCAGAUUUUCAACAUCGACAAACUUGCAUAAAAUUGUUAUAAACAAUUUAAUAAACAAGAUGAUUGUUUCUAGUAAAAUAUUUAGAAAAUAUACAUAAAUUUAUUUAUAGUACAACAAGUAAUAUUUAUAAAAAGUUUUUAAAUAACAAUUUUUAUUUGAAAUGAGGCUUACAAUGAUUUCAUGUAGCGAUCUUAGAGUAAAAUAUUCAAUUAAAGUAAUAAUUAAAUAAAAUUUAUUACAGACUAUUUUUCUUCAUGUGCUUAACUGUUUCGUGAUUCUACCAAAUUGUAUGCUAUAAAAACAAAUCUCGCGCCACUCUGCACACGCGAAUUCGCCAAAAUCGAGCAGUAUUAAAUUUUUCAGCAAUUACAACAUUCUAAACAUGUGAAAGUCGCUCAAAAGGAAAGUGAAGAAUGGUUGCGCGUGAGAAACAAAAUUUUUAAAAUGGAAAGAACCGGUCGUCCAAGUGGAUUUGAUUGUUGCGACCGAUUGAAAUAAAUUUGUCGGUGACGAACAGAAAAGUUAAUAAGUGAUGAGAAGACGUAAGGAAAAAUCGAAAAAAGAUGAUGAGCGAACAGAAUUGGUCCCUGGCAGUUUCCCGGGCGGCCUCCAUUAUUAACGAUUAAUUACAUUUUUGUACCUAGCUGUUAGUUUUUUGUACUAGUUUUGUAACGUACCUCACCACGAGCGCGCUAUUAUUACAUAUUUUAACUAAUUGUUCGCAGAUGGGACAUUUUGAUCGAUCACACGUUUGUGAUCAUCUUGGUGUCACAAUCGAUGAUUUUUGCGUAGAAUCGAGUUAUAUGCUUGGUGUGGUAACCAUAAAAGUCGCAUCACAGAAAUGCUUAUAUCUGAUAAUCCUCCGCAAAUCGUAGAAAAUUUGUAUAACAAUAAAAGAAUAUUGUAUUCAGUACAAUAAAUAUAUAUUAAAAAGUUAUAAAACAUAAAAAUAUAUUUUUCAUUAUAAAUUAUAAUUUUAAUUUAAAUAUAAAAGAUGUAUUAAUAUAUAAAAUGAAGCAAGGAUAAAAAAGUAUGUAUUAUAAAAGUAAUAAAAUAAAGAAAUUAUAAUUAUGUAACUACAUAUUGUCUCGCAUUAAUUUUUUUUUUUUAAUGAUAUGGAUUUUCAAUUUAAUAGAUAUUACAAUUUGCGGAGGACUAAUAAAAAUCAUCUUAAUGUAUCAACUUCUUUACACAAAUAAUACAUAUAUAUUUUUAUUGAGUAUAAUAACGAGGCAUUUCUGUCGAUGUUUAUAGUAAAUUUAUCCUAGUAUUGCUAUGUUUUAUGAUUUUCAUUUUAAGAUGUGUAUAUCAGCGAUUGAGAUUACCACAUUUAGUAUAUGAGGUAGAAAGUGACAUCUUGAGUAAUUAUUUACAGAUCAGGAAUGCUUCGCGGUUUAAAUCAGCGCAAAAUCAACACAUGGCGCAAGUUGCAUUUUGCCGACUGUAUGAGACGGUUUACAGACACACGCACACACACAGUGUCAAUUUUAUAUUAUUUAAUUGUUACAUUUGUAUCAAAUAAUAUGUACCAUUAUAUGCGCAUGUGAAUAAUUGCUGCAUUAUAUAAAUCAAUACUGAAUAACUGAAAGUUAUUGCCAACUAUAAACACUGCAGGACAAUCUAACAAUAAGAAUGAUAAUAAUAAUCAGCAAUGUUCCAUGAGCGAUUAAAAAUUAUAUAAUUUUGACAAAUUAAAUUUACAGUGAAUAUAACAAAGUCUUAUUUUGAAUUUAAUUUUAAGAAAAAAAUGCAUUUCAAAUUAAUAUUUUAUUUACUUUAUUGUAAAAUAUCUGGUAAAUGUAGAGAAUUAAAAUAAUUAUAAGAAAUAAAUUUUAAUUGAAUCUUUGAUAAAUAAGAGUAAUAUAAAUAAAACAUUUUGUGUGUGAGCGCAAUGUAUCGAUAAAUAUUAGAUAAAUAUAUGUUUUACACGUUAGUAAUUAUGUUAUAAAUAAGCUCUGAAUUUUGUAAGUGAAAGCUCUUGUUAUUAUAUAGCUAUUGUCUAAUCUAAAAACUUAACGACAUGUUUGUAAAUCGUUUUAUUUGCUCGUUAAAAUGUUAACUCGUAUGUAGGCAAUCAAAAUAGAUUUAAUAAGUGACACUUUUUAGGGCGGAAGCACUGUUAGAACGAAGUUAGUGUUAAUCAAUUUCAAUAAACAUGCAGAAUAUUAUCUCGAUAUUUCUCUUAAAAUUAAUAUUGAUGGAAUGAUAGUGUAAAUGCGCGACAUGCAUCCGUCUUAAAAAUACUAAUUUUUAACAGAAAUGAAGAAUAUGCGCACGCGAAUUGCCGUGGAAGCAAUCCCGAUCGGAGUGUAAUGAGCGUACUAGAUAUGUCAUGACGAUAAAGUGAUAUGACUUUAAUGAUAAUGGUACAAUAUUAACGAUUAUUGUCUAGAGAUUAGUCUAGUGAAAGAUAUAAGAUUACAAUAAUAAACAAAGAGGGCAUAGACGCCGCAUAUUUCACUCGAUAUGAAACUCAA